ACCAAAGGUCCCAGAUUUUAUGUUAAAUUGGAUUCCAGAAUGGUAUUUAAACUUGAUGUAUCGAUGUUGGAGUGAUGAUCCUUCUGAGCGCCCUAUUGCUGUUGAAUUAGUUGAUUUGUUUUGUGAAGUAUCAGAAAAACUUGGUUAUAAUAUAGUGGAUGAUAAUGCUAUGCGACAACUUAAAAUCGCUGAUGAAAAUCAAAAAAAUACAUCAAAAUCUCAAAAGCAAGAAUUAUUUGAAUUAUUUUCACAUUCAAAUAAGUUACAUCCACAAUCAUGUUAUAUUAGCCGAUAUAUUCAUACUCUUCACGGAUUGCAUAAUUUAUUGGAAGAAAUAAAAAUUGGAAAAUCUGCAGCAAAUGAAUCAAAUGAAUCAACAAGUGUCAAUACUCAUAAUAUGGGUGAGGAAACAGAAAUUCAAAGCAAGAAGAAAAAUGUCAUUAAACCUUGGAUUGGGUUGUGA
Molecule: messenger RNA, 463 nt
Organism: Dentiscutata erythropus
Lineage: Eukaryota; Fungi; Glomeromycota; Glomeromycetes; Diversisporales; Gigasporaceae
Source: the annotation of a GenBank genome assembly